AUGACACCAGUACAUUUUAGCUUUAGUUCAGCAUUCAUUUUAGGAUUAAUAGGACUAGCGUUCCACCGCACCCACCUGCUCUCCGCACUCCUGUGCUUGGAAGGUAUAAUACUAUCCCUAUUUAUUGCACUAGCCCUAUGGGCCUUACAAUUCGAAUCAACAAGCUUCUCCGCAGCCCCCAUACUACUACUAGCCUUCUCCGCCUGCGAAGCAAGCACGGGCCUUGCACUCCUAGUAGCCACAGCCCGAACUCACGGGACCGACCGUUUACAAAACCUCAAUCUUCUACAAUGCUAA
Megalobrama amblycephala (Wuchang bream) is the source of this 297-nucleotide messenger RNA. The record is from the annotation of a RefSeq genome assembly. Lineage: Eukaryota; Metazoa; Chordata; Actinopteri; Cypriniformes; Xenocyprididae.